Messenger RNA from Eremothecium gossypii ATCC 10895, 528 nucleotides. RefSeq names its product calcineurin regulatory subunit B (gene CNB1). The record is from RefSeq and is marked provisional. The coding region runs from base 1 to 528 and encodes 175 amino acids. Gene Ontology annotation, molecular function: calcium ion binding; calcium-dependent protein serine/threonine phosphatase regulator activity. The transcript is spliced from 2 exons. Lineage: Eukaryota; Fungi; Ascomycota; Saccharomycetes; Saccharomycetales; Saccharomycetaceae.
AUGGGUUCUGCUCCCUCUAAGAUCUUGGAGGACUUGCUUGAUGAUACGAACUUUGACCGGGAAGAGAUCGAACGGCUUCGCAAGAGGUUUAUGAAGCUUGACCGAGAUAGUUCGGGGUCGAUAGACAAAAAUGAGUUUAUGUCGAUCCCCGGAGUGUCGUCCAACCCGCUAGCGGGACGUAUAAUGGAGGUGUUUGAUGCGGACAAUAGCGGGGACGUGGACUUCCAGGAGUUUAUUAGCGGGCUAUCGGUGUUCAGUGGGCGCAGCGACAAGGAGGAGAAGCUGCGUUUUGCGUUCAAGAUCUAUGACAUUGACAAGGACGGAUAUAUCUCGAACGGAGAGUUGUUCAUUGUGCUAAAGAUUAUGGUGGGGAACAACCUCGAGGACGAGCAGUUGCAGCAAGUUGUUGACCGCACGAUCAUGGAGAAUGAUGUGGAUGGUGACGGAAAGUUAAGCUUCGAGGAGUUCAAGAGUGCGGUGGAGACCACUGAGGUCGCAAACUCUUUGACCUUGCAGUGUGACAUAUAG